Aethina tumida (small hive beetle) is the source of this 1527-nucleotide messenger RNA. RefSeq lists its product as uncharacterized. NCBI's taxonomy places the organism in Eukaryota, Metazoa, Arthropoda, Insecta, Coleoptera, Nitidulidae. Bases 152 to 1087 code for a protein of 311 amino acids. The transcript has 4 exons. The record is from RefSeq and is a predicted model, not a curated record.
GAUGCAUUGUGAUCGUUUCACGCUAUUGUUUUAAAUCCCAGGACUUUGGUUAGUUGUUGGUUCGGUGUUCGUCGUUCGGCCGGGCCGGGCCGGGCCGCACAUACAGUUUGUUGGUUUUUUAUCUUGGUGAAACAUUACUCCUUGUGGGACUAUGGAGGGACAUUUACAAGGCAUGCUGGACCGGGACCAGCGCACCGCCAAGCUGCGGUUCCGCGAGCGUCGCGACGACAAGGUCGCCGCCGUCACGGAGGGCAACAGGUCCCGCGAAUUCGCGUCGCACGACGCGCACCGAAACACGCCCGUUAGUCACUGUGCGUUUCCCAGAAGGGCCAGUCCAUACGCCUCGCAGUUCGCCGCCAGAAAAAAAGGACACAUAUGGAACAGUAUACAGAGAUUAAAGUACAUCCUGACCUACGUGACGAUCUGCACAUUUCCCGUGGUUUGGUCAGCACCGAUGGAUCGAAUGCCCGGUUGGUGGGAAAAUCCCUGCGGACAAGCCGCGAAAUUGGACAACAGCCAAAGGGCCAAUGGGCCGACGGUCAGCGACAGCGAUCUCCUGCAACAGAUUCUGACCCAAGCCAACCACGCUUACGACAAGUCCAAGAGAUUCAAGGAAGAUUAUCUACUAAAAACCUUCAAAGACAAGAACUGGGACGAGUACGUCAAGGAGGAACAGUACGCUUGGCUUCCAAGUUUACCUAAGAAGUUUGGCGAAGACGUGCCCCAGGAUCACUUAAAUACUCUUACGUUUGACGACGAAUUGUUGAAAACGUACGGAUACCUCCAGACCAUCGCGGUGGGAUUGGAGCAGGUGAUUAAAGACAGAAAAAAGACUCAAGGGGAGUUCCUGAAGGAGUUUACAGAUGCAGAGAGCGAGUUGAAAAACGUGCUAUGCGAGUUACAAACGACGAUAUACGAAAGAAAAUUGACGAUAGAGUCUAAUGUGCAGAGGGACGUGAUGAAUGACUCGUUCAAAGAUGGUGAUAUAACUUUCUUCAAGACUCGUGAUUGGGUUAUCUACAGGGAGUACUUGAACUGUCUGGAGUACAUCAUUCAAGGCUUUAAUUACUUGAAAAGUAACUUGUAAAUCAGUAUUUUACACGAUCAGUCUUAUUCAGUAUUGGUAGCUGUUUUAGUACUUUAAUUAAUACUCCAAUGCCAACUUAUUUAUUUUAAUUUUAUUGAUAUAUACGUAUUUAUUUUUUUAACAUUUGUACAUAUGACGAUAUUUAUUACUAAUAAUUUUUAAAGUGUUUUUCAUCAUCGAAUUUGUAAAUGCAAAAUCAUCCUGUGAACCAAACUUGUAUAUGUAAAAAUUUUAUUUAUAAAAUAAGCGAUUUUAACUGUAAGUUAAACUUUUGGUUUAUAUGGUUGUUUUGUAGUCUCAUUCAUUUUAUUUAUAUUAAUUUAUAAGUUGUAAAUAUGUUCAUGUCCCGAUUUAAUUUUAGACUGCAAAUAUGAUAUUUAUUUAUAAUGUUGUUAGAAUUUUGAACUGUGAUAAAGUAUUACUCACAUAAAUGUUAGUUG